Messenger RNA from Paramacrobiotus metropolitanus, 4321 nucleotides. Its product is annotated as AP-3 complex subunit delta-1-like. The record is from RefSeq and is a predicted model, not a curated record. NCBI's taxonomy places the organism in Eukaryota, Metazoa, Tardigrada, Eutardigrada, Parachela, Macrobiotidae. Bases 266 to 4009 code for a protein of 1247 amino acids. Gene Ontology annotation, cellular component: terminal bouton; membrane coat; presynaptic endosome. Gene Ontology annotation, biological process: synaptic vesicle membrane organization; synaptic vesicle budding from endosome; Golgi to vacuole transport. The transcript is spliced from 9 exons.
AAAUUUCGUAAACAAGGGCUGCGAGCGAAACGUACAACGCAGCAAAAGAUUCAACUUGCGUCUGCCUCGAAGGUCUCUGGUUCUAGCUGUGACCGGAUAUCCUUCCGUAGCACAUUUCUUACGAAGAUAAUCAUGGAAUUCAGUCAUUCAGUGAUCUUGCAAGUUGUUAGAAGCUGACACGGGGCAGCAACUUUGCAGCUGAUCCUAUCGUCCGUGGACGCAGUCUUUCCCGAGAGUUGCGGUUUCUUCGGCUGGACCCUUAACAAUGGAUAUGGCUCUACGGAAAGUGAAAGGCAACCUGGAACGGUUAUUCGACAAAAGCCUGACGGAUUUGGUCCGGGGCAUUCGCAAUAACCGCGACAACGAAGCCCGCUACAUAUCGCAGUGCUUGGAUGAGAUUAAGCAGGAGCUGAAGCAGGAUAACAUGGCGGUGAAGAUGAACGCUAUCGAGAAGCUGACGUAUCUGCAGAUGUUGGGCUACGAUAUUUCGUGGGCGGCAUUCAACGUUAUUGAAGUGAUGAGCUCGACGAAAUUCACCUGUAAACGUAUUGGCUAUUUGGCUGCCUCGCAGAGUUUCUCGGAGGAUACAGAAGUACUCAUGCUGACGACGAAUAUGAUACGGAAAGAUAUAACAUCACCGAAUCUGUACGAUGCGAGCGUGGCACUCGGCGGACUAGCUUGUUUUAUUUCCAAUGAUUUAGCCAGAGAUUUAGCGAACGACGCAAUGUCGUUGCUGACCUCAUCCAAACCUUACAUUCGUAAGCGUGCCGUCCUUCUGCUGUACAAAGUUUUUCUGAAAUACCCGGAUGCGCUGCGACCAUGUUUCGGUCGUCUAAAAGAAAAACUUGAGGAUCCCGAUCCGGGUGUGCAGUCUGCUGCGGUCAAUGUCAUUUGUGAACUGGCGCGAAAGCACCCGAAAAACUAUUUAGCUUUGGCCCCGACAUUUUUUAAAUUGAUGACCAAUUCUACCAAUAAUUGGAUGUUGAUCAAGAUUAUCAAACUGUUCGGGGCUUUGACGCCGUUGGAACCGCGUCUGGGCAAGAAAUUGAUCGAACCAUUGACUACAUUGAUCCACAGCACAUCGGCCAUGUCGCUUCUGUACGAAUGCAUCAAUACGGUGAUUGCCGUGCUGCUGUCCAUGGCAUCUGGAUUACCUGAUCAUACAUCAUCCAUUCAGUUGUGCGUGCAAAAGUUGCGCAUUUUGAUUGAGGAUUCCGAUCAAAACCUGAAGUAUCUAGGUUUACUCGCCAUGUCUAAAAUCCUCCAGGCCCACCCGAAAAGUGUGCUGUCUCUGAAAGAUUUGAUUCUGCAGUGUCUGGAUGAUCGGGAUGAAAGCAUUCGACUGCGGGCACUGGAUUUGUUAUAUGGGAUGGUCAGCAAGAAGACACUGAUUGAUAUUGUUAAAAAGCUGAUGGAUCACAUGGCCAAGGCUGAAGGCUCUACUUAUCGGGAUGAGCUUUUAACCAAAAUUAUUCAUAUCUGUUCGCAGAACAAUUAUCAGCACGUUGUCGAUUUCGAAUGGUACGUUAGUGUUUUGGUUGACCUAACAAAAAUGGAAGGAACUCAUCACGGAUCGCAAAUCGCUACGCAGUUGCUCGAUGUGGCUGUUCGUGUGCCGUCGAUCCGCCAUUUUACAGUGCAGCAAAUGGCUAUUUUAUUGGAAAACGCCCAUCGUCUUCCUUUGACUGCCCAUGGUAGUACCAUACACGAAGUGCUGUUGUCAGCGGCGUGGAUAUGUGGUGAAUUUUCUGACAGGCACUUAAUUGAUCCACGCUUGACCAUGGAAGCUAUGUUGAAGUCGAAGGUCAUCAGCUAUCCAGCACACGUACAGGCAGUGUACGUUCAGAAUAUCGGAAAACUUUAUUCUAAAGUCAUUGCCAAAGCGGAAGCGGAAGACGACUAUGAUACCGUGAAAGCGGUCGGGCAGAUGCUUGUCGAUCGGUUGCCCAUGUUUGUCGGCAGUUCUGAUCUUGAAGUGCAGGAGAGGGCUUCUACACUGCUCCAAGUUGUUCAGGCUUUGAGGAAAAUGGCUGAAAGGGGCGACAGAAUUGCUGGCGCUGUUCAGUUGCUGUAUUCGGGAGAAUUAAAUCCUGUGGCCGCCCAGGCUCAGCGUAAAGUUCCCAUUCCUGAUGGGUUAAAUUUGGAGGCAUGGAUUAAUGAACCUGUUGUAGCGAAAGAGAGCAGUGAAGAAGAAUCAGAUGAGGAUCUGGAAAGGGUUCAAUCGCCUAAAAAAAUGUUCAAAAAAGUUAAAAAACCGCCAGCACAUUUCGACGAAAUUCCCGAAGAAAGACAACCAAGUCGGCCUGAACCAUCGGAAAAAGAACUGGACGAAUUGCGUCAGCGACGUUUGCAAGAACAAGCUAGCAAUCCGAAUUAUCUUAAAGCAAGUGGCAAGGCUAACCAGCGUCGUUCGUCUGGCAGCAUUUUUUCUAGUCCAGAGACACCGAGCACUGAGCAGACUAGUGGAAUUAUCCCAGGACUGACAUCUUCGCAAGAAUAUAUACGAAAGAAGAAGAAAUCUGAAGAACCGGUUAGUAAAAAGAGUAAGAAAAGCAAGAAAAAGGCUAAAGCAGAAAGCGACGAGGAAGAGGGAGGCGCCGUCGCUCAUCAAGUUAACCGUGGCGCUGGGGAGAUGCCUGAAGGUGCUACGUGGUCUGACCACGAGGAAAAUGCCAAUGAUCCAUACAAAGCGUUGGAUAUCGAUAUACAAUCUCCGCUGCGAGCGGAGGAGAGGUUGCCCAUAUACGUGCACCGUAGAGUGGCUAAUCAAGAAACGUCUCCUAUGGAAAAGGAAGAGGACCCAGUAGGAAAGGAAAGAAGAAAAGGGAAAAAAGAAAAAGAGGAAAAGAAAUCUAAGAAGAAAGAUAAGGAUGAAAAGAAGACCAAAAGGAAAAAGACGGAGAAGGUCUUUGAAAAUGUCACGGCUGAAGUAUCAUUGUUAAACAUUGAGGAUAACGAAGUUCCGACGCCGAAGCCAGCGGAACUUGCCUCAGUAGUGCACGUGGAAGAGAAAAAAGAUAAAGAUGAUAUGGAUUUUUGGCUUGCUCAAGAGCCAAAAUCGGAAGUGGAAAGACCAAAAUCCUUGACCCUUAAGAAAACAUCGUCUGUAGACAAAGAGAAGCGCCCGAAAGAAAAAGAUGGAAAAAAGAAAAAGAAAUUGCGAUCCAAAACCCGUUCUCGAUCGGCCGAAGAGGAAUUAAUGGACGAAGUACCAGAAGUAGUGGAUAAAGCCGGUUACGAAGAAGCCUUUGGGCUUGAGCAAGAAGGAACAGCUAACAGUUCACCGCAGGACGAGACCACCUCAUUAUCACGAUUUAUAACGUUAGUGGAAGAUAAGAAUGUGAAAGUGGAGUACGACACUUAUAUUUCCAAUGCAUCGUCACGACAGAUUGCCGGCAAUUUUGUGUUUACGAACAAGCUAGCGGACGCAUCGUUGAAGAAUAUUACAUUUGAAGUGGUUGACUCUGUGGGCUUGGGGAUUGACCGGGAUGCAGGAAUGGAAAUGCCGGUGAAGUUCGCUCAAAUGUUGCCGAAGGCUAACUGGAAUGUGACACUGCUUUUCACGCUUAAAGCCGAUUCUGCUACGCCCCAGAGCCUACGCGGAAGUAUCAGUUACUUGAAAGUAGAUGCGACUGGCACAUCAGUGCCUGAAAUGAAAGAUUUUCGUUUCCAGUUAUCCUGCUCGUCCUUUAUGCUUCCCGUGCAAAUUUCCAACAAUGAAUAUGCGUUACUACUGGAAAGUGGUCAAUUAAACACUUCGUCCCGCAAUCAGGUGGAGGUGGGAAAAAUGAACUUUUCAGAGGUGAUUUCCCGUAUUUGUUUCCGUGGACAGUUCUAUUUGGUGGAGCAGGUGGCCAACUCGGCCACUCUGCACACCAUGUCUAUCCUGCAACAAAGAGUGGCCGUUUUAAUAAAAAUGGGAGAUGAACGAGUUACAAUUGAGGUGAAGUCACCGGAACAAGCACUGACUACUCAGUUGUUAGCGGAGACCGUGGCAGCAGUACAAUAACAUUCCGGGUAGAUGUGGGAUUUUCGUGAUUUUUUUGUGGCGUCUAAAUGUGAGUUUAAAAUUAAAUUUUCAGUCGGUGACAAUUUAUUUUCCUUUGAGUUCUUUCAUUUUGACUUUUAUCCGUUGAAUGUCUGCGGUUAACAUUUGCAUAAUUUGUCUGUUGUUUCAUUAAUCUGAUCUUUGUAUUUCAAUUGUCCGUGUUAUUUCUGAUUCCAAAAUUUGCGUUUAAGCUUUCAGCACCACGGAAACGACGAUCUUCUUAAUCGCUUAAAUUAUUAAAUACGAAAAUAAUGAGGGACUCUCCAACAACUC